AUGGCUCGCCUGCGUGUCUUAGAGUUGGCAAAGCCGUUUGUGGCUGCCAUGCCCGAAGUACAGGUCCCCUACCAGAAGGUAGACGUUCAAGAACGCGCGAUGUGGCUCGUGGCCGCUGGUAUUCUCUACAGUGUGCUGUCUGAGCUGCCGCUGUACGGCGCCGUGCGCCCGCUCACGGCGCCGGACGCUUGGGGCUGGCUCCGCCCUCUUUUAGCUGCCUCGAACGGCAGUGCUCUCGAACUGGGCGUCGUUCCAAUUGUGUUGUCCGGGUUUGUACUGCAGAUUCUGGCAUCGCGCAGAUAUCUGACCGUGAGCCUCGAUCUGCGAUCGGAUCGCGCUCUUUUCCAGAGCGCCCAGAAGCUGUUGGCCAUGUUUUUGUCCUUUUCGCUCAGCAUCCUGCUUUCAUUUUCCGGCAAGUUCGGUUCGCCUGCCGAGUUGGGCUACAAGAACUUUGCCUUCAUUCUUUUCCAGCUUUGGACCGGCGGCCUUUUCAUGAUUUUAGCAGACGAGAUUUUCUCUAAAGGUUACGGUCUCGGCACCGGUGUGAUGGCAUUCACCACCCUUUCGUCAGCCCAACGGUUUGUUUGGUGGGCUGUUUCGUUGGUUGGUGUGGAGACUGAGUCUGGAAACCAAUUCUUUGGCGCUCUGCCAAACCUCACCCACAACCUAUACUCCCGCUCUGUCAAGUACAGCUUGAUUGAUGGUGUUUUCCGCUCGUCGUUGCCCAACCUGGUCGAUAUUAUGACAGCUCUUCUUGCUUUCAUCGUCAUCGUAUACGUGUCGAUGUUUAGGUACGAGAUUCUUCUCCGAUCAACCAAAAUGAGAGGUGCCUCUACUACCUUCCCUGUGCGUCUUCUCUACGUGGGAUGCACUCCUAUUUUGUUCUGGGCUUCUCUUCUUGCUGUUUUGCGUCUUGUGUCUAGCAGCCUGUACCUGCUUGCCCCCGGAAACCCGGCCGUCAAGUUAUUGGGCACCUGGGCGAUUGAGGAGAACGCCAUGGUCGCCACUAGCGGUCUUGUUUCUUUCCUCCAGCCCCCCAACAACUCGUUCUCGGUUACCGACUCUGUUCGUGCCGUUGUGUACUUGGCGUUCACCUUGAGCGUGAUCACUAUUUUCUCGAGAUUGUGGGCCGAGGCCUCUGGCUCUGCUCCCAGCGACAUUGCCAAGCAGCUCAAAGACAACGACAUGGUCAUUGUUGGUCGUCGUGAUACUGGCGCAAUCAAAGAGCUCCGGAAGACUAUUCCUCUUGCUGCAACCACUGGUGGUGUCGUACUUGGACUUUACUUGGCUCUAUUCGACAUUCUUGGUGCAACCGGCUGGAGUGCUUGCGUUGCUAUGGGUGUAAUGAACAUUAGCUCAUUCCUUGAGCUCAUGGCCCAAGAGGGAUUCAAUCCUGCUGCACUUCAGGGCAACUAG
Messenger RNA from Wickerhamiella sorbophila, 1416 nucleotides. Its product is annotated as Protein transport protein SEC61 subunit alpha. Gene Ontology annotation, cellular component: Sec61 translocon complex; membrane. Lineage: Eukaryota; Fungi; Ascomycota; Dipodascomycetes; Dipodascales; Trichomonascaceae. Gene Ontology annotation, biological process: SRP-dependent cotranslational protein targeting to membrane, translocation; post-translational protein targeting to membrane, translocation. The transcript has a single exon. Gene Ontology annotation, molecular function: ribosome binding; transmembrane protein transporter activity; signal sequence receptor activity. Bases 1 to 1416 code for a protein of 471 amino acids. The record is from RefSeq and is a predicted model, not a curated record.